GUAUGUUAUGCUGUUAAUUCAUAUAAAAAUUUAUGUUUAGGUGUGGCACAUCAUCUUCAUUUAGUAGUAUGCAAUGGUCUUGGACUUCGGGUUCAUGCAAAACAAGAUUCAUCUUUACCAAUUCUUGCUACAACAUCAACAAUUAAUAAAGAUGAAGUUGAUUCAGAUGAAGAAGAUUUCUCGGAUGAUAUUCAACUUGUUUCACAACCAUCACCAAUAAAUAAUUCAUCGAAUUUUAUUGUAUCAUCAGAUCAAUCAUCACUUAUGGCAAAUCAAUCUUUGAACAUGAACAAUGAUGAUGUUAUUGUGAGUGAAAUAUCAAUUAGUGAAGAACAAAAGAAUUUAUCAAUCGAUAUUGUGGAUAAUUGGUCAAUGGAUGUUAUUGAAUGCCUUGAUCCAUCUACAAGUGAUUCAAUACAACAACAUAUAGAUAAUGUGAUGAAAAAAUUCAAUAUUCAUCGUUCUCUUCAACUUGAUUGCAAUAAUCGUUGGAACUCGUCGUAUCAUUUAGUCGAAGCAAUGUUAAAAUACAAAACAAUUAUAAAUAAAAUCACUAGUGAAAAACAUGAUAUUGAUCUUAAUAAAAAACAAACAACAAAACUUUCUUCAAUUGAAUUAGAUCAAGAUGAUUGGAAGAUGUUAGAAUUAAUUAAAUUUGUUUUUAAGUCCUUUGUACAUGCAACAGAACUUGUAAGUGGUAGUCAAUAUCCAACCAUUGGUAUUAGUUAUUUUGCCAUUUUUCAAAUUCCAGAAUUUCUCGAAGAUGUCAAUGACUAA
Messenger RNA from Rotaria sp. Silwood2, 777 nucleotides. The record is from the annotation of a GenBank genome assembly. NCBI's taxonomy places the organism in Eukaryota, Metazoa, Rotifera, Eurotatoria, Philodinida, Philodinidae.